Molecule: messenger RNA, 1815 nt
Organism: Thyridium curvatum
Lineage: Eukaryota; Fungi; Ascomycota; Sordariomycetes; Thyridiales; Thyridiaceae
Exons: 2
Coding region: 1-1815 (604 amino acids)
Biological process (GO): glycerol catabolic process
Cellular component (GO): cytosol
Molecular function (GO): glycerone kinase activity; ATP binding
Source: RefSeq, a predicted model, not a curated record
AUGGCCUCCUCAGCAAAGCACUUCAUCAACGACCCGACCCACCUGGUCAACUCGGCCCUCCGCGCCGCGACCCUGACCAACCCGGCCCUCGCCCUCGACGCCGACAACAAGGUCGUCUACCGCCGGCCCCACGCCGCCCACGACGCCGGCAAGAAGGUCUCGAUUCUCUCCGGCGGCGGCUCCGGCCACGAGCCCUCCUUCGCCGCCAUGGUCGGGCGCGGCAUGCUCGACGCAGCCGUCGCGGGCACCAUCUUCGCCAGCCCCUCGGCCGAGCAGGUCCGCGUCGCCAUCCAGGCGCGCGUCGACCACCACCACCACCACGGCGGCGGCGGCGGCGGCGGAGGCGUGCUCGUCACCGUCAUGAACUACACGGGCGACGUCCUCAACUUCGGCAUGGCCGUCGAGAAGGCCCGCGCCGCCGGCGUCCCCGUCGAGAUGGUCGUCGUCGGCGACGACGUCGGCGUCGGCCGGGAGAAGGCCGGCAAGGUCGGCCGCCGGGGCAUCGCGGGCACCGUCCUCGUGCACAAGAUCGCCGGCGCUCUGGCCGCGCGGGGCCGGUCUCUGGACGAGGUCGCGCGCGUCGCGCGCCUCGCGGCGCAGAACCUCGUCAGCGUCGGCGCCAGCCUCGAGCGCGUCCACGUGCCCGGCCGGGCCGUCGCCCCCACCGAGGACGCCCUCGCGCCGGGCGAGGUCGAGAUCGGCAUGGGCAUCCACAACGAGUCCGGGUCCGGCCGGGAAAAGGUCGAGCUGCCCGCCCUCGUCGGCCGCAUGCUGGCGCAGAUGCUCGACCAGGGCGACGCGGACCGCGCCUUCCUGAACGUCAACUCCAACGAGGUCGUGCUGCUGGUCAACAACCUCGGCGGCGUGAGCGUGCUCGAGCUCGGCGGCAUCACGGCCGAGGUCGUGGACCAGCUCGCGCGGGACUGGAGGAUCGAGCCCGUGCGCGUCCUUAGCGGGACCUACAUGACGAGCCUCAACGGCCUCGGCUUCAGCAUCACCCUGCUCAACGUCGUCAACACGGACAUCGGCGGGCCGAGCAUGGUCGAGCUGCUCGACGACCCGGCCGAGGCGACGGGCUGGUCGGCGCCCGUCGCCAAGCAGACCUGGGAGGAGAAGAACGCGGCCACGAGGGAGGCCAAGGCCGGCGGCGAGGAGCAGGCCAAGCCCAGCGGGCUCAAGACGGACCCGGACGAGUUCAGGUCGAAGCUCGAGGCCGGGCUCAAGAGCGUCAUCUCGGUCGAGCCCGAGGUCACGCGAUACGACACCAUUGUCGGCGACGGCGACUGCGGUAUCGGCCUCAAGAGAGGCGCCGAGGCCAUCCUCAAGCACCUCUCCCAGACCAAGCUGACGGGCGACGUCGUCGUCGACGUGGCCGGCCUCGUGCCCGUCAUCGAGAACACCAUGGACGGCACCUCGGGCGCCCUGUACGCCAUCUUCAUGAACUCGCUCGUCCACGCCCUGCGGACGCAGGGCAGCGGCGACGCCUCUCCCAAGACCUGGGCCGCCGCGCUGCGGCAGAGCUGCGACGCCCUGUCGCGCUACACGCCCGCCCGCCCCGGCGACCGCACCCUCGUCGACGCGCUGUACCCCUUCGUCGAGACCCUGGCCGCGUCGGGCGACGUGCGCGGCGCGGCCGAGGCGGCCAAGAGGGGCGCCGACGGCACCAAGGGCAUGCACGCCAGCCUGGGCCGCGCCGUCUACGUCGGCGGCUCCGGCUUCGAGAAGGUGCCCGACCCGGGGGCGUACGGCCUGGCGAGCUUCUUCCUGGGCCUGACCGGGCUGAAGCCGGUCGAGGACGGGUGGGAGACUGUCUGA